Lachancea fermentati is the source of this 2130-nucleotide messenger RNA. NCBI's taxonomy places the organism in Eukaryota, Fungi, Ascomycota, Saccharomycetes, Saccharomycetales, Saccharomycetaceae. The record is from the annotation of a GenBank genome assembly.
AUGGCUAGAGAUAUCCAAGACCAUCUACUGUUUGAAGUGGCGACAGAAGUGGCCAACCGGGUCGGGGGUAUUUACUCGGUGUUAAAGUCGAAAGCGCCGAUCACGUGCGCUCAGUACAAACACAACUACACGCUCAUCGGCCCGCUCAACCCGCAGACGUACCAGGUUGAAGUGGAGGAACUUGACUGGCGGAACCCAGAGACGUUCGAAAAGGGCGCUACGCAUACCGCCGAGAUCGGUACUGCGCUCGAGACCAUGAGCAACCGCGGCGUACGCUUCGUGUACGGGCGGUGGCUGAUCGAGGGCGCCCCCCGUGUUAUUCUGUUCGAGCUCGACUCCGUUAGAGGAUAUUUAAAUGAGUGGAAGACCGACCUCUGGGACCUCGCUGGCAUUCCCUCUCCAGACAGCGACUACGAAACCAGUGACGCCAUUUUACUGGGUUACACGGUGGCAUGGUUUCUUGGCGAAUUAGCGCACCUCGACCAACGUCACGCAAUUAUUGCACACUUCCACGAGUGGUUGGCCGGUGUAGCAUUGCCCUUGUGUCGUAAACGCCGCGUUGACAUUGUGACCAUUUUCACCACCCACGCCACUUUGCUAGGCAGGUAUUUGUGCGCUGGUAAUGUGGAUUUCUACAAUAACCUUGACAAAUUCGACGUUGAUGCAGAAGCGGGCAAGCGUGGUAUCUAUCAUCGGUACUGCAUUGAGCGCGCUGCAGCCCAUACCGCAGACGUAUUUACAACUGUAUCCCAAAUUACCGCAUAUGAGUCGGAGUUCCUGUUGAAAAGAAAACCUGACGGAAUUUUGCCGAACGGGUUGAAUGUGGUCAAAUUCCAGGCUGUGCACGAAUUUCAAAACCUGCAUGCGCUGAAGAAGGAAAAAAUCAACGAAUUUAUUCGCGGUCACUUCCACGGUCAUUACGAUUUCAAUUUGGAUAACACCCUGUACUUCUUUAUUGCAGGCAGAUAUGAGUUCCGCAACAAAGGUGCUGACAUGUUUAUCGAAGCGCUGGCGCGGCUGAACUAUCGGCUGAAAAUGUCCAAUUCUAACAUGACAGUGGUGGCAUUUGUAAUUAUGCCAGCAAAAAAUAAAUCCUAUACUGUCGAAGCGCUGAAGGGUCAGGCAGUGGUGAAAUCUUUGGAGAACACUGUCAAAGAUGUCACUAGUUUGAUAGGAAAACGUAUUUUCGAGCAUGCGAUGAGAUAUCCGCAUGGAACUCAAUCAGAGAUUCCAACGUCUUUGGAUCAGUUGUUGAAGCCUUCAGAUAAGGUGCUUUUAAAGAAACGUGUCUAUGCAUUAAGAAGACCCGAUGGUUCAUUGCCACCAGUAGUAACCCACAACAUGGUAGAUGAUGCGAACGAUCCUGUUUUAAACCAAAUCAGACGAGUCAAACUUUUCAACAACCCAAGCGAUAGGGUAAAGAUCAUUUUCCACCCCGAGUUUUUGAACGCCAACAAUCCAAUUCUUAACCUUGAUUAUGAUGAAUUUGUCCGUGGGUGUCAUCUGGGUGUCUUCCCAUCCUACUAUGAGCCCUGGGGCUACACACCAGCCGAGUGUACCGUGAUGGGGAUUCCAUCUAUAACAACUAAUCUAUCAGGAUUCGGCGCCUACAUGGAAGACCUCAUUGAGCAAAACCAGGCAAAGGAUUACGGUAUCUAUAUCGUGGACCGUCGUUUCAAAAAUGCUGACGAAUCCGUUGAACAAUUAGUCGAUUACAUGGAGGAAUUCGUGAACAAGACAAGAAGACAGAGAAUCAACCAGAGAAACAGAACAGAAAGAUUGUCUGAUUUAUUGGAUUGGAGACGGAUGGGGCUCGAAUACGUAAAGGCAAGGCAAUUAGCGCUACGCAGAGCUUACCCAGACCAAUUCAAAGCGUUUGUGGGCGAAGAAACCAGCGACACGAACAUGGAUACUUUGGCCGGCGGCAAGAAAUUUAAAAUAGCCAGACCUUUGAGCGUUCCUGGCUCCCCAAGAGACAGUAGAGCUGCCAGUGUUGGGAGCGCCAUCUUAAUGACACCGGGUGAUCUCGGCACCCUACAGGAUGCAAACACUGCGGAUGAUUAUUUCCACUUGAGUAUGGGAGACGACGACGACGACGACGAAGACGUGGCCAACCACUUGGCCGAAUGA